Poecilia reticulata (guppy) is the source of this 666-nucleotide messenger RNA. The record is from RefSeq and is a predicted model, not a curated record. NCBI's taxonomy places the organism in Eukaryota, Metazoa, Chordata, Actinopteri, Cyprinodontiformes, Poeciliidae.
GCCUGUUCCCACCCUCAGUCUUUCUGUUCACCAACGUUUGAAUCUUCUACAACCAUGAUGCUCUUCAGUGCUACUUUAUAUCUGGCAUCAACCUGCCUGCUUGUAGAUGCAGGUAUCUCUAAAGAGACUGUUACCACCUGUGUGGACAACGUUGUGCAUCGUCUGAGCUGUGAUUUGGAGAGCGUGAUAAGUGUCGAGACGUCCCUGUACGGACGUACGGACAAUGUGACGUGCAGUGAAGGGACGAGUCCAGAUCAGGUUUCCAACACUCACUGCUCUCUUGCUGGGGUUGCUCAUGUCGUCAAGAAAAGAUGUAAUGGAAAAAAGGUGUGCGAGCUGAGCACAGAUGUCCUUCGAGGCUCUGAUCCCUGCAGGGGCACCGCCAAAUAUCUGCAGACCACCUACACCUGCCUUCCCGCCUUUCACCGCAUGACAUGUGAGGACUCUUUAUCACACUUAAGUUGUGGUAAGAUCUUUUUUUUUUUAAAUACAUAUACUCUCAGUCCUGCCUGUGGCUAUUCCUCGGUCGGUUUCCCUCCCAGCUCCUCUCUGAGAUCGACCCUCCACUCACCUGUUCGCCCCCAAGAGGGGCUCACGCCCUCGUCUCAGCCUGCAGCCCCGGAUCCUCAAAGGGACAUUGUCCCCGAGCUCAGACCAAGCUCGUAA